UUGUUGCUUUGCAGAAGUUUUUUCCUUGUUGGAGAGAAAUGGCUCGUACCAAGCAAACAGCCCGUAAGUCCACCGGAGGCAAGGCCCCGAGGAAGCAGUUGGCGACCAAGGCCGCGAGGAAAAGCGCCCCGGCCACCGGUGGAGUGAAGAAACCUCACCGCUACCGUCCGGGAACCGUCGCCCUCCGUGAAAUCCGUCGCUACCAAAAGAGCACGGAGCUCCUCAUCCGCAAACUGCCCUUCCAGCGUCUCGUCCGUGAGAUCGCCCAGGACUUCAAGACCGACCUGCGUUUCCAAAGCUCGGCGGUGAUGGCCCUCCAGGAGGCGAGCGAGGCCUACCUCGUCGGCCUCUUCGAGGACACGAACCUCUGCGCCAUCCACGCCAAACGCGUAACCAUCAUGCCCAAGGACAUCCAGCUGGCACGUCGUAUCCGCGGCGAGCGCGCUUAA
Molecule: messenger RNA, 449 nt
Organism: Ceratosolen solmsi marchali
Lineage: Eukaryota; Metazoa; Arthropoda; Insecta; Hymenoptera; Agaonidae
Product: histone H3
Exons: 1
Coding region: 39-449 (136 amino acids)
Cellular component (GO): nucleosome
Molecular function (GO): DNA binding; protein heterodimerization activity; structural constituent of chromatin
Source: RefSeq, a predicted model, not a curated record